GCACACAAACGACAUUCGGCAAUCGUUGAGAGUAGUGAUAUUUUUCGUCCACAUGAUGUCGAAUGAAAUAGCAAAUUCCAUGAAGUAGUUAGUCAAACUCAAACACUGGCGCUUAAAGCACGUACAUUUUUUCCGCGAAUCGGCCUCACGAGAACAAGUGAAUUUGGAGAUUUCGGAAUCGGUCGCUGUUUUCGUCUUAAAAUCGGUGAAUUCAAUCAGUGACAAAUGUUGAAUGCCUGCAAUUAUUGUCAGUGUAAUUUCUGUGCUGUGUGAGACUAUCGUACUAAGAAGUUUAUAAAAGAGAAAAUCAUUCAGCAUCAGCAUAAUCAUGUGCAGUGAGUGAAUAAAAAAAAAUACUAUUGUCAACAACGGAUUAUGGAGCAUGUAAUGCAAUCUGAGAAAUUCAAGUGAUACAAACUAUACUGGACGGGAAAACACCACGUCGUACAAUACCGUUGUAAGGAUAGAGUGCUGUCUUUGAAAAGUUCUUUGAACCAGAGCUCUAGGAUCCGAAUUCAUUACGAAAAAGUGAAUGGUCUUGGACAUUGACACUCUAACAUGGAUGCCAAUAAUUUUGUGAUGUCUUCCUAUCAAUUCGUGAACUCACUUGCUUCGUGUUAUCCAAAUAAUGCACCAAAUCCCAACAAUGCCCAAACGAGUAGCAGUAGUGGUCAAAGUGACGGAUAUUUCCCGCCAUCGGCCUACACUCCUAACUUGUACCCAGGCACACCACAUCAGGCACACUACUCUAACCCUCAGUCGUACAAUCCACUAGCAUCGGGACCUGGAAACGUCAACGCUACCGGUACCAGCAGUGCACAUCAAACUAAUGAAAUGGUAGACUAUACACAACUGCAACCGCAAAAAUUUCUGUUGAAUCAACAACAACAACAACAGCAACAGUCCAGCCUCAGUUCUCAAAGUUGUAAAUAUGCUAGUGAAGGUACUAGUACAGGUACAAAUGUAGGUAAUAGUAGCAAUAAUAACAGUACCACAAGCCCGCAAGACCUAAGCACGGCAAGUACUAAUAGCAGUGGCGGCGGAGGAGGAGGAGGAAGCGGUAGCCGGCCGGACAUUUCACCGAAGUUAUCACCUAGCUCAGUAGUAGAAAAUGUGUCACGAACAAUGAAAUCUGCCAGCGCAGCAGCGUCAGUUAGUAAUAGUAAUACAAAUAACAACAGCAGUAAUAUUAGUAAUCGUAACCCAGUGAACCAAGUGAAUUUACCCCUGGGGAGCCCAGAAGGUGAUGAAUCCGACGCAAGUGACGAUGAUAGUGGUACUGAAGGAGGCAGUUCCCAAGGUGGCGGAAGUGGAGGAAAAAAGAGUGGAGGACCGCCUCAAAUUUAUCCAUGGAUGAAAAGAGUGCAUAUCGGCACAAGUACUGUUAACGCCAAUGGAGAAACUAAACGGCAGCGAACAUCCUAUACGCGCUAUCAAACUCUGGAGCUUGAGAAGGAAUUUCAUUUCAAUCGAUACUUGACGCGAAGAAGGCGAAUUGAGAUAGCUCAUGCUCUCUGCUUGACAGAACGACAAAUCAAGAUCUGGUUUCAGAAUCGUCGGAUGAAAUGGAAAAAGGAACACAAAAUGGCAUCGAUGAAUAUCGUUCCGUACCAUAUGUCACCUUAUGGACAUCCAUACCAGUUCGAUAUCCAUCCAUCACAAUUUGCACAUCUUAGUGCAUAGGACGCGUGGCACUUUUCGGGUACUGGUUAGAGACUCAACCAGCUUUAUCAGGAACAAUAUCAGGGAUAUCAAAAUAAUCAAGAUAGUGUUUUGUUCAGUGGCAACACUACACCAUCUGAUUCCACCAAGUAUAAUCAAGAGUUUUGACUUUCCCCGGCAUAGCUUAGGGAAAUUACGUUCUAGAAGCUUGACCGUCGAGGACUGGUAAAACUCACAGAAAUGUGUAAAGCAAGAUGAUAUCCCAGGUAGAAACUGUCGCAAGCUGCUGUUGAGAUAUUCAUUAUAUGAGAAAUCCUUUCUUCGAUUUUAUCUUUGUCCCCAAUUCAUAAUUUAUUGUACUUUCUGGUCCUUCUCCUAUCAGCUGUGUAAAUAAAUGAUAAAUUCGAAGAAAGAAUUAAUAAAACCUUCUCUAAUCAGUAUUCGAAAAGCAAGCCUCGCGUUACGUGAGGCAUCUCUAUACUAGUAUGUAAGCUAUCGAUGGUGUUACGUUUACUUUCCCAUAAUUUUCCAGUCGUUUGCAGGCUUGCAUACAAGCUCUGUGCUAUGAAAGUUAGCCAAGACUUGCACCAAUCAAUUUAGUUAUGGCAAAAUUAUGGAAAAGUUACUAUAAAAAUCGUACUUGUUUCGAUUGUAAGCUAUCAUUUUUGUUGUUAAUUUCCAUAGUAUAACAUUUUCAUCUGAUGUUUCAUACAAACAAACAUUGCCCUUAAUUGAAGUUUUUUUAGUUAGGUAUAACUUGAACAAGAUGAUAUUGGUCUGAGAUAUUCUACACUGGUUUUAGCCUACUCAGUUACGAGUUAUGCAAUUAAAACAUUAGAUGAACUGUAAAUAUAGUGUGAUGAAACUUUAAUUUAUUGAACUGCUGUAGAGCUCUUGUGAAAUAAUUUUAAGUAGUUAAAUAAUAUCCACCAACGAAGAUGCAAUAUUGAAAUACUAUAUCACUGACCUUUGAAUCAGGUGGUUGAAAAUGAAAUUCUAUUCGAUCAUGUUUAUGUUUAUGUUGUUUCAUUUAAAUUCUGUUUACAGAUGGCUCUGAAUCUUUUAUUUCUGCUCUAAUAUAUUCACGAAAAUUAACACAGACGCAUAACAAAUUCGGAUUACACAGGGAUUAUGUUGAAGCAACACUUUUCUAUGUCGAUGAAAUGAUAACGAGGCUUCUCGUUUGAAUUUUAAUAAAAUCAUUUUCUUGUGAAUAGCAAUAUUCAGGGACAAAUGAUGUUUCAGAAAUGUAACGAGUGUAAUUAGAAAUAACUAGAAUUAUAAAUAUAUUCGUUUUAUUCUAUCGCGAUAAGAAGCAUUAGCCAGAAGAUGAAAUCAUGAAAUUUUAUGCAUUCCGAGAUGACACUAUUUUACCGAUUUAAAUGGGAAAAGAAAAUAUUUCAAGUGAAAUAUUGUAUCAGUACAUCAGAUAGGAGGUCAUGUAAACACAUUUUGUAAUGAAAAUGUAAAACGAAACAAACAAUAGUCACGUUGAGAGCUGUUAGUAACCGUAGCAUAAUCCAACAGUGGCAGUCAAAACGUUCUAGGUUACAAUAGGUCAUUUACUUAAGACAUAAUUGCCGUUUCUAUGCCAGAAAUCUCAUUUCAAAGCGUGUUACGACGAAUUAUUGGUACAUUAGAAUAAUUGGGCAGCAAAUUUAUUUGAUUCUUCUUUUUUUUUGCUUAAGUAAUAUAGCUGCUAAAAUGCAUCCAAUUGAUUAGUUUUAAUUGACCGUCAAUGCAGCAAAAAUAAAGCAAAUGGAUACAAAUA
This is a messenger RNA of Ochlerotatus camptorhynchus, 3433 nucleotides long. RefSeq names its product Sex combs reduced (gene Scr). The record is from RefSeq and is a predicted model, not a curated record. Lineage: Eukaryota; Metazoa; Arthropoda; Insecta; Diptera; Culicidae. The transcript has 3 exons. Gene Ontology annotation, cellular component: nucleus; nucleoplasm. The coding region runs from base 559 to 1683 and encodes 374 amino acids. Gene Ontology annotation, molecular function: RNA polymerase II cis-regulatory region sequence-specific DNA binding; DNA-binding transcription factor activity, RNA polymerase II-specific. Gene Ontology annotation, biological process: positive regulation of transcription by RNA polymerase II; anterior/posterior pattern specification.